AUGCCUGAUCUCAGUGAGAUCACCUACUCACAAUCCGCGACAGUUGCUGCAUUUCGUGAUUACUAUCAGUUUCUUACGAAGCUAUACCUUAAGGAGUCCGACGUGGUCGAGCCACCGGAAGGGGGCUGGCCCCUCAUAACUGCAGAGAGGUUGGCGGGACUGAAAAAGGAUGAUGAAGUAAUUGAACUUUUUCGACGUAUUCCCUACGUUCGCGGCGCUCACGAUGACAACCCGGAAGUUGCACCAUGGACGAAGAUGUGGGACUGGGAAUCUGCAUGUCGCACUCUCGCCGCCGGGAAGCAUCUAGACACGGUGCGAGGCUUCAAGCUUUUGACUGAAGGAGAGUACGAGGACGCCGUUCCUUCUUCUGUUGUGGGAAUUACGCAUACUGGACCAUUUGCGGAAUGCUUUCUUCUUGAUACUGAGCAAGGAACGAUUUCAUGGCCCACCUGGCCCGAGUGUAAUCAAUUGAUCAAGAGCCCUGAUAUUGAGGUGGUGAUGGACGAUGCAUACGAGUACUGUGAAAACGAACAGGAGGCAGAAUGGCGGGAUCCCGCCUGUUGGGCUAUUGCAGACUUUUUUAAGGUCCUCAAGGAUCAAUUCAGAAAGCUGGCUUUUAUUCCCAUUAGCAUGGAAAAGGUUCUGGGUACUUACAGCGGAGUCCUGUUACGUGACGGGAAGCUACGGAAUGUGUUACAAGAUAUAUAUCGAGAGCACGGAUGGCCUGAUUUGGAUCAAUAUCGGAAGGAGGAGUGCUUAGAAGCUGUGCGGAAGGCUGUAGUUGAAAAGUUUCCGGAGCAUACACAUUUGCUGUGA
Messenger RNA from Glarea lozoyensis ATCC 20868, 816 nucleotides. RefSeq lists its product as uncharacterized. The record is from RefSeq and is a predicted model, not a curated record. Lineage: Eukaryota; Fungi; Ascomycota; Leotiomycetes; Helotiales; Helotiaceae. The transcript has a single exon. The coding region runs from base 1 to 816 and encodes 271 amino acids.